Messenger RNA from Bombyx mandarina (wild silkworm), 2529 nucleotides. RefSeq names its product acetyl-coenzyme A transporter 1. Gene Ontology annotation, biological process: acetyl-CoA transmembrane transport. Gene Ontology annotation, cellular component: membrane. The record is from RefSeq and is a predicted model, not a curated record. Gene Ontology annotation, molecular function: acetyl-CoA transmembrane transporter activity. NCBI's taxonomy places the organism in Eukaryota, Metazoa, Arthropoda, Insecta, Lepidoptera, Bombycidae.
AUGACUUUAACAAAGCGCAAAAAUUCACCGGAAAAUGAGGAAUUGAUUGAAAACGGAGACGCGCCGAACGAAGGAAGAAGUAACAUUAAAGGGGAUGAACUAAACAUAGCUGUUUUGUUGUUCCUAUACACAUUACAGGGUAUACCACUGGGAUUAGCUGGAGCUGUCCCAAUGCUUUUACAAAAUAAAGGCAUAACGUACACGCAACAAGCUGAAUUUAGUUUAGUAAAUUGGCCCUUUAGUGUAAAACUAUUAUGGGCUCCUAUAGUGGAUGCAAUGUUUUGGCCUGAAUUUGGAAGAAGAAAAACUUGGCUUGUACCCGUCCAGUACUUGAUUGGAAUAGUAAUGAUUAUAGUAUCAUAUUGUGUCACAGAUUGGCUGGGAAUUGAUGGGGAACCACCUUCAAUGACAAUACUUACAGUAUCUUUUCUGUUAUUAAAUUUUUUAGCGGCCACACAAGAUAUUGCUGUUGAUGGCUGGGCUUUGACUAUGUUGAAAAGGUGUAAUGUUGGACAUGCCUCGACAUGUAAUACAGUAGGCCAAACAGCUGGGUUUUUUUUGGGAUAUGUAAUGUUUCUGGCUCUCGAGUCUCCAUAUUUCUGCAACAAAUAUUUACGAACAGAACCACAGGAGACUGGACUAGUGACUCUGUCAAGUUUUCUACUAUUUUGGGGUUGGAUUUUCAUUAUAACGACUACAUUCAUAGCUAUAUUUAAACAUGAAGCUAAUGAUACCAGUGCAAGUGGUCAGGUGAAGGGAGGAAAUGAUAUUGUUAGUGCUUACAAACAGUUGUAUACAAUUGUGAAAUUACCAGCAGUGCGUAAAUUAGCUUUGGUUCUGUUCACUGCUAAGCUUGGUUUUUGUGCGGCAGAUGCAGUAUCAGGCUUGAAGCUUGUUGAAGCCGGUGUCCCACGUGAAGAUUUAGCUUUACUGGCUGUACCUUUGGUACCAGUACAGAUCAUAAUGCCAGUUAUUUUGGCUAAACACACAACAGGACCAGCCCCACUGUCUCUUUGGUUAAAGGCUUUCCCAUUGAGGCUACUGGUUGGUCCUCUAGCGGCAGCCCUUGUAGCCUUCACACCAACACUGCUUGGUGACUCUGGACCUUCAUACUCCUAUCUAAGCAUACUCAUGUUACUGUAUGUCUUUCAUCAGACAUGCCUCUACUGUAUGUUUGUGGCGGUGAUGGCAUUCUUUGCAAAAGUAUCUGAUCCAACGGUUGGUGGUACAUAUAUGACAUUGUUAAACACCGUUUCUAACCUUGGAACCAACUGGCCCAGCACUUUAGCGCUCUGGGCUAUUGAUCACUUGACGUACAAAAGCUGCUCACUAUCUAAGUUGACCGACAACAAAUGCUCCUCAACAGUUGAAGCUGAAUUAUGUAAAUCAGAAGGCGGCACCUGCGUCACUGAAAUCGAUGGGUACUACAUAGAAACUGUUAUAUGUGUUAUCCUCGGCUUCUUAUGGUUGCAGUGGGGUCGACCCACCAUCAACAGGUUACAGCGACUGCCUCCGUCGGCGUGGCAGAUAAGCCGUUACCACAGAUAAGACUGAAUCUCUUCAUUCCCAUAACGUAUUAAUGAGUGUAGUAUCUCUGAAAUCUAUGGGCUACACUAGUGAUUUUAUAGAUUAAAAAUUAUGAGAGGAAUCAAUACAAAUAUUAAAUAGUUCCCCUUGUUCCUCUCAAUAAACAGAUUAAACAAAAACUUUGUUUUCAGUUUUUGUGAGUAUAAAAAUAUUUACAAAAGGUCACGAGUCCUCGUGGUUAGCAAAUUUGUGUAAUUUAUUAAUAAUGUACAUGGAAUGCUCGUUUGCCAACGUGCUUGAGUACAUUAAACUCCAACCGUGAUUGAUUUUAUUAAAAUUAAGCUAUUUUCAUUUAAUGAAAAGUUUUUAGUAAAUUAUUUAUAUACAUACAUAUUUAUGUAAAUUAUUUUACGCAAUUAUUGCGCUGCACAUUUAUAAAUCCACUACUUUCUUAUCUCUCCGUUAAAAACUGUACACAUGAAAUUAUUUGUGGACUUACAAACAUUUUGGGGAUGUUAUUUUUUGUUUACAAUGUCCAGACUAUUGUGCUAUCAUAAUAUAGUGAUAUUCAUUGUGAAUACUUUUGAAAUCCAUUGUAUAAUUUGUAAAGACGGUUUCAACGGUUAAUAUUUAAUAUUCUUGACACGAUUUUUUUUAAUUAUAGUGUUAUUAUGUAUUAUUUCAUUUCAAUUCGGUUUGUAAUUGCAAUUAUUAACUGAUUUCAGAUAAAACUUCUGAAUUUGGAGCAACAGCUUUUUGUUAUAAAGGUGAUAUAGUAAAAGACAAAAGUAUUUUUUCUAACAAUUUCCGUUUAUGCUAUCCAACAACUUUGCUAAAUCAUAAAAUUUAUUUCAAAUCGAAUAAUAGCAGCAUCGAAACCCGAGCUCAGCUCGGCAAUCCGAUCUGUGAUAAAAGUUUGCUUUACACGUCAAAUUCUCAUACAAGUAACAAGUCAAUUUAUCAUUAUCAAGUAUAGAAUAAUGCGAAGAAUAACGUUGUAUU